This is a messenger RNA of Rhopalosiphum maidis (corn leaf aphid), 1860 nucleotides long. RefSeq names its product sodium-coupled neutral amino acid transporter 9-like. The coding region runs from base 154 to 1824 and encodes 556 amino acids. Gene Ontology annotation, molecular function: amino acid transmembrane transporter activity. The transcript has 12 exons. Gene Ontology annotation, biological process: amino acid transmembrane transport. The record is from RefSeq and is a predicted model, not a curated record. Lineage: Eukaryota; Metazoa; Arthropoda; Insecta; Hemiptera; Aphididae.
UUCAGUAGCAGUAGUGUAAAUGGAAAAAUAAAAGACAUGGCUCUGAGUGAGUCUUACGAGUGCGUUAGAUAUGAAACCAUGUGGAGUAAAUAUAUUGCAUUUUAUUAUUAAAACAAUUAUCCCAUUUGUUUUUAUUAUGAACACUUAAAAGCAAUGGGUCGAGUUUCUAAGAAAUCGUUUAAAAGGUCUAGCAGACCCAGAGCUAAGUCUAUGAUUACAGAUUGUGAAAUUCAACCAUUAUUAAAUUCAGAUUUGAGCAGAACAAGCAUAGCAGACAAUGGAUUCAUAUUCAAAUAUGAUUCAGAAAACAGUGAUUUAGAGAAUAAUAAAACACCUGCUACUCCAUCAAAGGCCAAUGAAUUAUUAUAUCCGUAUUACUUGAGGUAUGCUCGACAUUCAGAUACAUUGUUAAAUACAUGUUCUAAGUCUUUUAGUUUGGACUAUGAUAUAUUAAACAGGCCAAAAUUUUAUCGAAAACUACAACCUUACAUUCCAUUAGGCGAUACAAUUACCAACGAACCAUACACCCAAAAUAGUAUAAUUACCAUUUUUGCAAUAUGGAACACGAUAAUGGGAACAUCUCUAUUAGCAAUGCCUUGGAGCGUGGAACGAGCAGGACUAUUGAUGGGGUUAUUACUAAUGUUCGUUAUAGCUGCACUAUGCUUAUACACGUCCAAUCGUAUUCUUAAAGUGCAAGUACUUCACGGGAACGAUACCGGCGAAGUAGCACAAUUAAGCAAAAAUUUAUUGGGCCCUUGGGCCGAAGUCAUAGCGAAAUUAUUUUCGUUCAUAAUUUUACUUGGUGCAAACAUAGUGUACUGGAUAUUGAUGUCAAACUUUUUAUAUUAUUCGGUCGGAUAUGUUCAUGAUUUGCUCUUUGCAGACGAAAACACUGGGGUGUUCGAGUUCAACACUACUAACCUAAUAUGCCCAAACAAUGCGGACUACAUAAAUGCUAUAUCAAACUCAACCAGGCCGUGGACAUUGUAUGAACGAAUUUGGGAUCUCAACACGACAGUACCCAUAUUUCUUGUCGUGAUCGUUGCUCCGCUGUUGAACUUCAGAUCAGCCACGUUUUUUACGAAGUUUAAUUCUUUAGGAACGCUGGCUGUGCUGUACCUAUUCAUAUUUGUCAUAAUAAAAUCAUAUAGUUGGGGAAUAAAUAUGUCCGCACCAACGAUAGGAGGAUUAACAGACUAUUCUGAAUUUUAUAAAAACACAUUUCCUGCAACAUCUGGAAUGCUUACGUUAUCGAUGUUCAUACAUAAUAUCAUAAUAACAAUAAUGAGAAAUAAUGAAAAUCAAAAACACAAUGGCCGCGAUCUAUCAAUAGCAUUCACUCUAGUUCUUCUAACAUAUAUAUUAAUUGGAAUUACUUUCUAUGUGUGUUUUCCAUUAGCUAAAUCAUGUAUCGAGGAUAACUUUUUAAACAACUUUCCUAGAACAGAUGUCUUUAGCAUUAUUGCUCGAGUUUUUCUAUUCUUUCAAUUAUUGACUGUCUAUCCUUUGAUAUCAUACAUGUUACGAGUACAAGUGUUUGCAGCCCUUGAACUAUCAAUAUAUCCAAGUGUUUUACAUGUUAUUGCACUUAAUUGCUUUGUAAUUUUUAUAUGUAUAUUGUUUGCAAUUUUCAUGCCACAUAUAGGAACAGUAAUACGAUUUAGUGGAGCAAUUUGUGGAUUUGUAUACAUAUAUACAUUACCAACCAUGUUACAUUUGGCAUCACAAAGAAGACGCAAUCUUUUAACAUUUGGAUCAGUCAUUUUUCACAUUUCAAUAUCAUUAAUUGGACUAGCUAAUCUAAUUGCCCAAUUUUUUGUUUGAAGAAUAAAUUAACAUUUUGUUAAAAAAAAGUUAAAA